AUGUGGCCCAGCCGGUCCAAGGAGAAGGAGGCAAAAGGCUCUGAGGAAUUCAACGAGCCACUUCCUGCGCACCAGCGGGGCGCGCUCAGCCCCGGGGCGGCCGCUGGGGCCCCUCGCUCCCAGUGCCCCGCCACGCGGGAGGGACCCCGAGGCAGCUCGUGGGAAAGCCCCCUUCGAUGGAAAGAGGAGGCCCUGGCCGUGACGGACUCGGUGCCCCUCACACACAAGGGGUGCAGGGAGGAAAGGCGGGGAGCCCCCGCGAGAGGUCCCGCCAGCUUCCUCCGUUGGGAGGGUUUAACUGCCCGGAAACGGAAGUCUUGUUCUCUUCCUUCCUUCUGCCUUCUUGCUGUCUGCUGUACGGGUCAGCACCCCUUCUCUGCGCGCCUUGUCACCAUGCCUCGGAAAAUUGAGGAAAUCAAGGACUUUCUGCUCACAGCCAGGCGAAAGGAUGCCAAGUCUGUCAAGAUCAAGAAAAAUAAGGACAAUGUGAAGUUUAAAGUUCGAUGCAGCAGAUACCUUUAUACGUUGGUCAUCACCGACAAAGAGAAGGCAGAGAAACUGAAGCAGUCUCUGCCCCCUGGUUUGGCCGUGAAGGAGCUGAAAUGAACCAGACACGCUGAUUUGAACUGUAUUAAAAUAUUUUAAAAUUCUUAA
Molecule: messenger RNA, 654 nt
Organism: Microcebus murinus (gray mouse lemur)
Lineage: Eukaryota; Metazoa; Chordata; Mammalia; Primates; Cheirogaleidae
Source: RefSeq, a predicted model, not a curated record